UGCCUGCUUUAAAAAUAUAUUUACAUCUUUAAGUAACCAAGAAAAACUGUCAGAACCACGGUCGUUUAGUAACGUCAACGAGAGAAAAAAGUGGGCGUAUGUGUCUAGUUGUAAGCACUUUUUUUUGUAUGUUAAAAGACCCCCGCGAAUGUUGUUAAACAGAACCAGACACACUACAGGCUUUAUUCGCGGGUGAACCUGCGGGUUCAGGUCACUUUGAUUUCUCCAAGGAAGAGGAAUAUCAAAAAGAGAUCAGCGGGACUAUCAAAGAUGGCAUUUACGGCCGUUUGGAACUACUGCGUUCCCCUGUCUGUCAUCACUUUGCUAUCUCUUGUGGGGACAGCGCGUUGCCAGGCGGUGCAGGCUGAGAAUGUGACAGUGUUGGAGGGAGGCACGGCCCAGAUCUCCUGUCGUCUGCAGAACUAUGACGGCUCCAUCGUGGUCAUCCAGAACCCUCGCAGACAGACCCUCUUCUUCAACGGCACACGAGCGUUGAAGGACGACCGUUUCCAGAUGGUUCUCUUCACUCCCCGCCUGGUGCGCAUCACCCUCACCAACGUGAGCGUGACAGACGAGGGCGGCUACUUCUGCCAGCUCUACACUGACGACACCCACCACCAAGUGGCCACGCUGUCCGUGUCCGUCCCUCCCGACACCCCCACGGUGGAGGUGAGGCAGGAGGCCGUGGAGGGGGGUGAGGUGGAGCUCACCUGCCUGUCGCCGCGUAGCAAGCCCCCCGCCACGCUGCGCUGGAUCAGGGACCGCCGGGAGAUACCAGGUGUGGUGUCCCAGCAGGAAAAUGGGAAGACAGUGAGCGUGUCCAGCACCAUCCGUCUCCCUGUGGAGAGGAGAGACAACGGGGCAGUGGUCAGCUGUGAGGCAUUCCACCCCGCCCUGGGGGGGCAGAAGAGGGUCCGCCACUACCGCCUCGACGUCCACUUUGCCCCCACAGUGAGGAUCAUCCCUCCCCCUGGCAUCCUCCGAGAGGGAGACUCUCUCAGCCUCACCUGCUCCAUCACUGGCAACCCACUGCCUAGGGAUGUCCAGUGGACUAGGAUUAAUGACACCUUACCUGAGAGGGCGGAGAUCUCUGGCCCCACCCUCCAGGUGUCCCGUCUCAGCCAAUCACACAACGGGACCUACCUGUGUCAGGCGCAGAAUAACUACGGCCGUGCCGCUGACCACUACACGCUGCUGGUGUACGACCCCGGUGCAGUGAUUGAGACCCACAGUGCAGUACCGUACGCUGUGAUAGGGGGCGUCCUGGCUCUGCUGGUCUUCACCAUCAUCUGUGUUCUCAUCAUCACCAUCUGGUGCUCUGUCCGACAGAAAGGUUCAUAUCUUACCCAUGAGGCCAGUGGGCUGGACGAGCACGGGGAGGUCCAGGAGGCUUUCCUCAAUGGGAAUGAUGCCAGUCAGGGCAAGAAGGAGUACCUACUGUAGCCUCCAUCCCCAAAACCCACACCCCUCCCCCAACACGCCAUGACGGGUGGCCUUCUGAAUCUACUGUAAUACUACUGCACACAGUCCACAUCACAGACCACAACACAGACCACAACACAGACCACAACACAGACCACAACACAGACCACAACAAAGACUGAAAGAGAGACGAUCCGUCCAGCCCUUACAUUACAACUGUGCCAUACUGUAGAUGUACUGGAGGAAGGAGUGAGGGAGGAUGGCAGAGAUAGGGGAAAGUGAUAAUAGGGUCAUUAUUUUGAUAGAGAGAAGAGAUAACAAGAAAGAAAGCCUCAGCACUUUCCUUCCCUGUGGUAAUUGGAGAGGGAGGGAGAGAGAGAGAGGAAAGAGAAGAAACGUGGUGUGGGGUCGGUAUGGUUUCCAGAAGCUAUUGAGUUUGAAUGUUCAAUUUGAUUACUUGAAAUUGCCAAAGCACAUCAGCCAACAGAGAGCAACUCAUCUAUAAUUAUUUGACAACAUUGCAGAGUGAAAGUCUCAUAAAGUAUUUCUGAACUGUUCAGUCAAUUCUGCAGACAACCCAGGUAUUGUAUUUGCCGUCCGUUCUGGGGAGUCUGCCAAUGUUUUCUGGGUAAUUUAGAAACCUUCCUGUUAUGAAUGACUGCUUUCCUCGCAGAACAGAACUGUUGUUUCUCUUUGAAUUCUCUCUCUUUCUCCCUCCCUCUCUAUUCACCUCUCUGUCUCCCUCCCUCUCUAUUCACCUCUCUUUCUCCCUCCCUCUAUUCACCUCUCUUUCUCCCUCCCUCUAUUCACCUCUCUUUCUCCCUCCCUCUCUAUUCACCUCUCUUUCUCCCUCCCUCUCUAUUCACCUCUCUUUCUCCCUCCCUCUCUAUUCACCUCUCUUUCUCCCUCCCUCUCUAUUCACCUCUCUUUCUCCCUCCCUCUAUUCACCUCUCUUUCUCCCUCCCUCUCUAUUCACCUCUCUUUCUCCCUCCCUCUCUAUUCACCUCUCUUUCUCCCUCCCUCUCUAUUCACCUCUCUGUCUCCCUCCCUCUCUAUUCACCUCUCUGUCUCCCUCCCUCUCUAUUCACCUCUCUUUCUCCCUCCCUCUCUAUUCACCUCUCUUUCUCCCUCCCUCUAUUCACCUCUCUUUCUCCCUCCCUCUCUAUUCAACUCUCUUUCUCCCUCCCUCUCUAUUCACCUCUCUGUCUCCCUCCCUCUCUAUUCAUCUCUCUGUCUCCCUCCCUCUCUAUUCACCUCUCUUUCUCCCUCCCUCUCUAUUCACCUCUCUUGUUCCCUCCCUCUCUAUUCACCUCUCUUGUUCCCUCCCUCUCUAUUCACCUCUCUGUCUCCCUCCCUCUCUAUUCACCUCUCUGUCUCCCUCCCUCUCUAUUCACCUCUCUUUCUCCCUCCCUCUCUCUGUCUUUAUCUCUCCUCUAUUGUUGGCCAAAAAGAAAGGAUUAGUGCCAGUCUCCUUUCGUGAGUUAGAAGAAAGGGAACAUAAGUCGACAAGACACAUUAAGGAAAAGCAUAAUUAUUUUAAAAUGCCCUUAAAGGGAUAAAAAUGUUAAAAUGUCUUAAAGAGAAACAAAUGAGUGAAAGGAAAGUAAUGAAUAAGGAAAAAUACAUGAUGGAUAUUUUUCUGAAUGCCAAGAACACACACACACACACACACACACACACACACACACACACACACACACACACACACACACACACACACACACACACACACACACACACACACACACACACACACACACACACACACAUACAUACAUACAUACAUAUCUCUGAAUUCUUUAUUUGUAUAAAAAUGUAAACAGUAAGAUAACUUAAAUGAAUCUUUUAAGAAAUUGAGAAAACAAACAGUUGACUAUUGAAAGCAUUAUGAAGCUACUAUACUAACACAUUAUUAGCCUAGAGGUACAAAAACAAACAAACUAGUGUCCAGUGAUCAAAACAAAAAAGAAAAGAUGAAAAAAAAAAUCAUUUGUCUUUAUGAAAUACCUGCGGUAUUAUAGAUUUUUUUAUUAAUUCUUGUUAUUAUUUGGACCAUUAUGAUUGUUAUUAUUAUUACUGUUAUGAUUAUUGUAAAUGUUAUAACUGUACACCUCCCAUGUUUGUUGUUUUUGGUUAUUCUAUAGAAACUGCUGUCUUUCCACUUCUCUGACUCUGUCUCUCUAGUUCUCUCUAGUUCUUUCUAUCUUUGUCUCCUGUGUCUAUUUGUCUCUUCUUCUCGUCUUUCACUACUGUUUAUUUUAUAGUCAUGUUGAUAUAGCUAACUAUUUCUUUAUAGGGGAAAGAUACAAAGCACGACAAAAUAAAAAAUACUUCAAAAAUAA
Molecule: messenger RNA, 3764 nt
Organism: Salvelinus fontinalis (brook trout)
Lineage: Eukaryota; Metazoa; Chordata; Actinopteri; Salmoniformes; Salmonidae
Product: cell adhesion molecule 4-like
Exons: 8
Coding region: 271-1443 (390 amino acids)
Biological process (GO): regulation of wound healing; regulation of Rac protein signal transduction; negative regulation of peptidyl-tyrosine phosphorylation
Cellular component (GO): cell-cell contact zone
Molecular function (GO): vascular endothelial growth factor receptor 2 binding
Source: RefSeq, a predicted model, not a curated record